AUGGAUUGCAAUAAUUUUCGUAAAUAUAGCCCAGACCAAGUUGAGGAUCAUUUAUAUGCAAAUGGAAUGGCUAAGGAUUACACUAAGUGGACAGAUCAUGGAGAAAAUGACGAUGAUUUUGAACUAGAAGAUGACAUUUUGGAAUCUGAAAAUGAAGAGAAUGUUGAUGUUGUAGUUGAAAUGUUUAAUGAAUUCCAAGCUCAUGAUGAUAGGGAAUCUCAAAAACUUGUCCCUAUUAUGGAAGAAAAUAAGUUUAGACGAUUGAUGAGGGAUGCAGAGCAAGAAUUAUAUCCUGGUUGUCGAAAAUUCUCUAAAUUAUCCUUCAUUGUAAAGCUGCUUCAUUUAAAGAUAAUGUUUCAUGGUAGCAACAAGUUCUUUUCAGCAUUGCUUGAGUUAGUGAAAGAGGCAUUAUCUGAUGGAAAUACAUGUCCUAGAUCUCAUUAUGAAUCAAAGAAGAUUAUACGAGACUUGGGUCUUAGUUAUGACAAGAUCAAUGCAUGUAAAAAUGAUUGUGUACUCUUUUGGGAGGAGUAUGAAGAUAAAUUGGAGUGUCCGAUAUGUCAGGAACCUAGGUACUCUUUUGAUAAUGGGAAGAAGAAGAUUCCCCAGAAAAUCUUGAGAUACUUUCCAUUAACUCCAAGGCUGCAAAGAUUAUUUAUAUCGAAGAAAACGGCUGUAGAUAUGAAAUGGCACAAGGAUAAACGACCAGAUAAUGAGUAUAUGAGGCAUCCUGCUGAUUCUCAAGUGUGGAAGGACUUUGAUCUAAAGCAUGAGUCAUUUGCUAUGGAUUCUCGCAAUGUUAGGCUUGGAUUAUCAUCUGAUGGCUUUAAUCCAUUUGGUAAUUUAAGUACCUCUUAUAGCAUGUGGCCUGUUUUUCUUGUUCCAUACAAUCUUCCGCCGUGGAAAUGCAUGAAAGAUCCAUACUUCAUGAUGUCAUUGCUUAUUCCUGGACCAAGAGCUCCUGGAAAUGACAUUGACGUGUUUCUACAAUCGUUAAUCAAAGAAUUAAAGCAAUUAUGGGAGGUUGGGGUUGAUACAUAUGAUGCUGGUUCUGGACACAAUUUCCGUUUAAGAGCUGCAUUAUUGUGGACAAUAAACGACUUUCCUGCAUAUGCAAAUUUUUCUGGAUGGAGUACCAAAGGAAAAAUGGCGUGUCCUACUUGCAAUGACCAGACACCUCAUCAAUGGUUGAACAAUUGGCAAAAAAUUGUAUAUUAUGAUCAUCGUCGUUUUCUGCCACAAAAUCACAGAUUCAAAAAAAAUUUGGAGUUUAAUGGUAAAGUUGAGAAGAGAUUAAAACCUGCUUUAUUAUCAGGGGAUGAUGCGGUUCGCCAAUUGACUCAUGUUUCACAACCAUGUUUUGGAAAGGGGAAGAAGAGAAAGCGUUGUGCUGAUCAUUUGAAUUGGAAAAAACGAAGCAUUUUCUUUUACUUACCCUAUUGGCACACACUCAAGCUACGCCACAAUCUUGAUGUAAUGCACAUAGAAAAAAAUAUUUGUGAUAAUAUUUUGGGUACAUUGAUGGACACUGAAGGUAAGACGAAGGACUCAUAUAAGACUCGUCUUGAUAUGGAAGAGAUGGGCAUCAAGUCUGAUUUACACCCUAAAUGUAUUGAUGGUGUGAUUAAGUUUAGACCAGCAUAUUACACUUUUAAUACAGAUGAGACGAAGGGUUUUUGUGAGUUCUGUAGUUGUACGAAACUUCCAGAUGGCAUGGCUUCAAAUAUCUCUAAUUGUGUGAACAGUGCUGAUUCUAAGAUUUAUGGUUUGAAAAGUCACGAUUGCCACAUUAUAUUGCAGCGACUUCUUCCUGUUGCCUUGCGUGGGUACUUGUCUAAAGAUGUUCGUGAUGUCAUUAUAAAAUUAUGUUUAUUCUUUAAGGAGUUGACUUCCAAGACUUUGAGAUUGGAUGUUUUAGAAAGACUAGAUAAGGAUAUUGUUGUACUCCUAUACAAGUCAGAGUUGAACUUCCCACCCUCAUUUUUCAACAUUAUGACUCAUUUGCCAAUUCACUUGGCUUAUGAGGCCAUACUUUCUGGACCAGUACAAUACCGAUGGAUGUUUCCAUUUGAGAGAAAAAUGCAUAACUUAAAGGAUUAUUGUAGAAACAAAGCCCAGCCCGAAGGAUCAAUUGCGGAAGGUUAUUGUGAUUGUGAAUGCCUGACAUUUUUCUCCACGUACUUUCGUGAUGUUGAGACAAAGUUUAACCAAGUAGACAGGAACCAUGAUGUAAGUGAGAGAAGGAUGGGUUCAUCUGUUUUCACACAGAAUGUUAAGUUGUUAAAGGGAGCAGUUGAUGAUGUUCUUAGCCUAACUGACUUUGCAAGGAUUCGAUGGUAUGUGCUGAAUAAUUGCGAUGAAGAACAUAAAGCAGAACUUGAGAGGCAAAAUAUUCCAAACAUAGGAAAAGAACAACAACAGAAGUUUCAUAAAUGGUUUUUACGACGUGUUCAACAGAUGCAAGUUGAGGGUUCAACAGAAGAUGUUGAAUCCUUACUAAACUUGGCCAGUGGACCUCAGCAUGAAGUGGCACGAUAUAGUGCGUGUAUAAUGGUGGUCAUUUUCAAGUGUGAUUGGCUGGACCUCAAUGCAAGAAGGGGAAUUCAAGUUGAUGAGAACCAGUUUACAAGUGUUAAUUUUACCAAAAAAUGGUAUAUGAAUGAUCCAUUUGCAUUGGCAUGUCAAACACAGCAGGUAUACUAUUUGAAAGAUACAAAGCAUGGUAGUAAUUGGCGUGUUGUAGAAAGGUCGCUGCCUAGAGGGAUGUAUGAUUUUACAGAAAAAGAAACUGAAGUGGUUGAUGUUGGAGAGACGUCAUUACAUAGAGAUGACAUAGAAAUGAUCGUUGUUGAUUUGAAUGCUAAAGAUAGCGAUGCAGAAGAUGGCGACUUUAAUGAUGAAGAUAAUGAGUUGAUGUCUUAUGAUGAUAUCAAGGGCGACUCUGCGUAA
Molecule: messenger RNA, 2949 nt
Organism: Rosa rugosa (rugosa rose)
Lineage: Eukaryota; Viridiplantae; Streptophyta; Magnoliopsida; Rosales; Rosaceae
Exons: 6
Coding region: 1-2949 (982 amino acids)
Source: RefSeq, a predicted model, not a curated record